This is a messenger RNA of Oldenlandia corymbosa var. corymbosa, 3020 nucleotides long. The record is from the annotation of a GenBank genome assembly. NCBI's taxonomy places the organism in Eukaryota, Viridiplantae, Streptophyta, Magnoliopsida, Gentianales, Rubiaceae.
GGGACUUGUUAACGCUCUGUAAGAAAUGAAUGUGUAUUUUAAAUUAGGAAGGAAAAAGGGGUCAUCAGUUUGGAUUUACUUUUGUGGGAUUUAGCUGAGUUUCAAUCAGUGCUUAUGCUUUAACUGUUUUAUUAGCUUUCUAGAGUUUGUAAGAGAUUUCAGUGGCGGGAAUUUUUUGAGAUUUUUCUUAAUUUACUUUCAACAUAUGGGUUGUUGCAACAUUUUUGCUGAGCAAUGCGGGUUAUUGAUUCUCUGGAGUUUAGUCAGUCCUCUUUCAAGAAAAGAAGUCUUGUAGUUGUUUCUUUAAAAGAAUCCAGAUUAAAAUAUUUGCUUUUCUGUUGUUGAGUGGAUUUGAAGCAAAAUUGAGAAAUGUGAAGCCCAUGCCUUUUGUUCAUUAGGUGGAUAAAUUUGUGUUCUAUUGGAUCUGUGGAGCACUGGAGCUACCAGUAGAACUUAGCUAGCAUUGUUAAAUGUUGAGAUUUUUAGCUCCGGUUUAGUCAAGGCUUAAUAAUCUCUUGUUCUCUGGUUGGACUAUUGUGCAGGUGCGACAAUUCUUUGAUCUUUUGAUGGAUUAAUUAGGUCAUUGAGAUGGAUAAGAAAAAAUGGUUGUGGAAGAGAAAGUCUUCAGAGAGGAGCCCUGGGGAGACUGAUAGCUCCGGGUCAAUAUCAUCAAAUUCGGAAAGAUAUUCAGAUGAGCAGGAAGAAGUCAAGAGCUAUCCAAAUCAUAGCAUUGAAUCACCAGAAGUCACCUCCAAAGUUUUAAUUUCUGACGAUGAGGUUGCAGAGAGUGUAAAGAAUCUCACGGCAAAGUUAUCAGCUGCGCUUGUGAAUGUCAGUGUGAAAGAAGACCUGGUUAAGCAACAUGCCAAAGUAGCUGAAGAAGCUGUAGCGGGCUGGGAAAAGGCUGAAAAUGAAGCAACAAUUUUAAAGCAGCAGCUUGAUACAGCUGUGCAGCAGAAUUUGGCUCUAGAAGUUCGGGUGAACCAUCUGGAUUGUGCUCUGAAGGAAUGCGUCAGGCAAUUAAGACAAGCAAAAGAUGAGCAGGAACAAAAGAUUCAAGAUGCUGUAGCUCAGAAAAGUAGUGAAUUCGAAACAAUAAAGGCCCAGCUUGAGAACCAGAUUUUGCAGCUUGAGACAAAUAUACAGGCUUCAGUUGCUCAAAAUUCUACAUUUGUAGAUCCAGAAAUUCUACAGAAGAUGGACUUUUUGGAGAAAGAAAACUCAGUUCUUAAGUUUGAACUUGACUUCCACAAUGAAGAGCUACAGAAAAGGACAAUUGAGAGGGACUUGAGCACACAAGCUGCAGAAGCAGCUAGCAAGCAGCAACUUGAAAGCAUAAAAAAGAUAGCCAGGCUUGCAGCUGAGUGCAGAAGGCUGCAAAGUGUUAUUCGAAAAUUAUCAACAACCAGCAACAAUAAGUCUGCAGCUUCAUCUGUUUCUGCUGAGUCUGUUACUGGAAGUCAAACAGACAGUGUAGACCAUAUCAUCAUAAUGAAAGAUGCUAGUGCCCACAAGUUGAGCAAAUUGGAGCCUAAUGAGUUUGAAAGAAACCAUUCUGAUUCAUGGGCAUCAGCUUUGAUUGCUGAAUUGGAUCAAUUUAAGAAUGACAAAGUCAAGUCAAAGGAUUUUCUAGGGUCAUCUGCUAAAAUUGAUAUGAUGGACGAUUUUCUUGAAAUGGAGCGACUUGUUGCAUCACCACAGCCUCAAAAUGGACACAAAUAUGUUGAAUCAGAAACAACCGCAGAUGAGUUGAGUAUUGAGAAACACUCAAAAGGGGAGCUUGAAACCAUGAUCCAUCGAUUGUCCAAUCUUGAGGAGAGACUGGGAAUGAUAGAAGAAGAAAAAAAUGAACUAGAAGAGAGACUGGGAACAAUAGAAGAAGAAAAAACGGAACUAGAGGAAAGACUGGGAUUGAUAGAAGAAGAAAAAACUGAACUAGAAGAGAGACUGGGAACGACAGAAGUAGAAAAAACAGAACUACAAGAGAGAAUGGGAAGCAUAGAAGAAGAAAAGAAACAGUUGGAGCAUGAGUUGAGUGAGAGCAAAGAUUCACUUAUGGCAUCGCAAGCACAAUUGACAGAAACUGAAAUCCGCCUGAAAGAUUUGCAGAAAGAGCUUCAACUCGUAAGCGAAGCAAAAGAACUUCUCGAGUUUCAACUUAUAGGGAUUGAAGUUGAAGCCCGAAGUCUCAAAGCUAAUGUUGAUACCCUAACUAUUGAAGUUCAGAAGGAGAAAACUUUUGCAUCUGAAAUGGCAGUAAAAUGUGAAGACUUAGAGAAGGAGCUUUUGAGAAAGUCUGAAGAGAUUGUGCUCCAGCAAACAGCAAAUGCCAAUAGUGAUUUGAAAAUAAAGCAGGAGGACUUAGUAGUAGCAGCUGAUAAACUUGCAGAGUGCCAGCAAACAAUUGCAUCCCUGGGAAGGCAACUAAAGUCGCUCGCAACCUUGGAAGACUUCCUGAUAGACACUUCAAAUCUACCAGGAUUUUCUGGGAACAAGCAUCUGGUUCCUGUUUCAAGUUCUGAAUUUAAUAGGUUAAAGAGUGAAUCAGGCACUUCCAGCAAGCCCGGGAAUCUUACCAGUCUUUCAAAAAAUGGUGCCGGAGGAGAAUCACCGACAUCAUCAUCAUCUUCAUCAAAUUCAUCUGCUAACAAUAUAACUGGAUCCCAGGGUAGGAAUAACUUUACGCGGCUUUUUUCUCGAAGUAAGGGUGGCAAUCAAGUUGAAAGUCAUCAUCAUAUAGAAUAGCUUAUAGUUGGAGGAAAGAAGCUAAAAAGAAAGAGUAUCUGAUUGUUUUAUAGCUUUGCUGAUUAAAUUCUGUUUAAUUGGCAUACAUUUACAUUAUGAUGGUCCUGCAAUUUGUGCUCCCAGUUUUUGUGUCUUCAUUUUGAUAGGAUCAUAGAUCUUCCUACUAACAAAAUGAGAGCUUCGUAGCAGAUUAUUCGUCUUUGUACUAAGAAAAUACUUGAAACAGUUUUUAAGUCUAGAUGAAGAGAGUAUUUUCACCCGGAAUCUUGAACCCC